This is a messenger RNA of Fopius arisanus, 5562 nucleotides long. RefSeq lists its product as uncharacterized. The record is from RefSeq and is a predicted model, not a curated record. Lineage: Eukaryota; Metazoa; Arthropoda; Insecta; Hymenoptera; Braconidae.
UUUCGCGGUGAUGAUGAUUGGGGAGUCUAGGGGAGUAUAGGGGAGUAACCUGGUGAGACACCUGGGGCAACCUGCCGACUCUGCAGAUACAUUGCGACAUGGUGAUACCGGGGUGGAAAGGUACCCCAGAGAGGGGGUUGAAAAUGCACCGCGACUCGCUGCGGCGCAUAGUGCAAGGGAGAUAAAAGCAGAAAUUCACCUUCUGCAUCUGCUAUCAUCUCUCUCUCCAUCAAAUUCUCACAGCCUCCCCAGACCGUCGACUCUCAGUCCAGUGGAGCCCAAAUAAACCGGGACACUGGACAGCUUCCGCUCAAUUUUCCUUUUCACUUUUUCUCAACUUUUAUUUCACCUGUGUUUUUUUUUAAAUAAACAACCAAUCAAACUCAGCUGAUCUACUAGAGCCAAUUACAUCGAUGAGUUUCUGCACUCGUCAACAAUUUCAUUCGAGCUUUGCGGAAUUUUUUUCAAUAAUUUUUUCGUAUGAUCACUCAUAAUUAUUUUCAAGUAUUACACCGAGACUAUUUUGGGACGUAAUUAUUAGUGUCUGACAUUGGGUGCAGCCAAGUUUUCCGUUGGUCAAGCGAAUUGUCGGUUGACUGAUGCUCUUGUCAAUUUUCGCGGUAUUGGGGACUGAUGCCAGGGACGAGAGGAUCAUCCGGGACGCAUCUCCUCAUCUAUGACGAGGUUCAAUUUUUCGUCACGAUUUUUGCAGUUAUGACGAGUGGACAGAAGAGUUUGUAUGCGGAUCAGAAGUACAGCUACACGGCCUGUCCGCUUAAUGACACGACUGGAGAAAUGUUGUGGAAGUCGUAGAGAAGAAAAAUAGGACGUCGGCCAACUGGAACGCAGACCGGUACUUCCUGCGGACAUAAAAAAUAACAAUCCCUGAGGUGCGAUAUAAUUCGACGUAAUGACAGGCUACUGCAGUGGGGGUUGGUUUAACGGCCGAUUGAUUGCGAAAAAAAUGACAUUUAGUGCACUCAGGGCUAAUUUAUGCACCUCGUGUGCAUCCAAAAAAAGAAAACUUAAUUUUAGAUUUGAAAGGUCGUGAGACCUCAACUCCUCAAUGAAAAUUUUCGAAAAAAAAACUCCUGGAAGACUAGAAAAUUAUUAUUUGACAAUUUCGUAAUACUGAAUUUUAAUUGCAAAUCAAGAUCAAUCGAAGAUCAAGACUUAUGAGAUAUGAUUAUCAUCUUGAGUCCUCAAUUGUCCACACAUUUUUUGCUGUAAAAAAUAUUCAUUGAGAGAGUGCGUAACACGAAUAAAAUUCAAUGUCUCACGAACACCUUGAAAAUAUUAAUAAACCCUUGCACCUCGCCACCGCUAUAAUUAUCCGAAUUUAUCUUUAGUUUGAAAAUUUCUGGCAGUAUCUCCGUGAAAAGCGCGAAGAUAUCAGUGGAUCGCCGAGAAAUCGCGUCGUCGAGUGCUCUCGGCUCAUAUUCCCAAAACAAACAGAUCGUAAAUGCCGUAAAGUGCUAUAACAACUGCUGACAUUACUGAUAUCUACAUGGAUAGAGUAUAUUUGCUUGAUACUGAAUGCUUGUGGAUUGAAAUAGUCACGUCGGUUGUAAAUAAUUCCAACUCCUAGUGCAAACUGACACGACUCGACAUGAUGGCUUCAUUCUCCUAUCAAUAGUUUCCCGAAAUCUUUUACUUCUUCAGUUAUGUAAUCCAAUUAUUAUAUAUCCAAGUACUUCAACUCUCUUAAUUAAUCUUAAUCCCAUCUGUAUUAUUAUUAUUUUUUUUUUAUCGGAAAUCCCUGAAUUUUUUUAUUUCAUUACCAUAUAUUUUGGGAUUUAUGGAAUUCUCUUGUUAUUUAUGGCGGAGUUCUCUGGAAUUUCUUGAUCCUUUCGAUUGACAUUUCCCCUUGGAGCAUUAGUCAACUCCACCCCCUAGAAAUAUUCCACCUGAAUGGCGUGUCGGUGGUCAGACGGAAUAACCGCGGUAGUGCAGGGGUGUCACUCGACCUGAGCUGUCGCAUUUUCCUCAGGCGCACCACCGAGGAGUCCCUACAAUUUUUAUCAAAAAAUUACGGGAGCCGCGAUUUUUGAUUUUUCAUUUUCGGUGUUAAGUGGAAAAGGUCACGUUCAGGGAGACUUGAGUGGUCAGGGCCAGUCUUCUGCCUUGAUGGGGCUCGAUGCCAUCGAUAAACCUGUGAAUCAUUUACGAAUUGCUAUCAUCCAACGUACACUGCCAAGCAAAUGUAUAACCGAGGAUUAAUAUUCGUGAGGGGAUAAAAUAUCUUUGUGGAAAGCCAUUUCUCCAGGCCAGUGAUUUCCAGGUCUAGGUAUAAAUAUUGGUUGAACAAUUUUAUAAUUAUUUUCCACAUAUUCCAAAAAUUAAUAAUGCUGAUCGAAAUUAUUUCAAGGGAAUUUUAAUAAUUAUUCCAUUGUUCAAGAUGAUUGUCAGGAUUGAAAGUGAAUUUGGAGCACCUGGGAAUGACUCGCCUGGAGAAAUAUUUUCGAGAAAAAAUAUUUUAUUCCAAUGAGAAUAUAAACAAAAAUAUCCGGAAUAUCAUAUUGCUGGGAAAAAUAAAUUUUUCUCUCAGUGCAGUUGUACUCCAUCACCGAAAAUCAAAUUGUCAUACUCAAUUACCCCUCGGUAGACGUGGCCUUGACACGUGGACGUGCUCACACGCGAUUACCAAGACUGAAAAUUUGAAAACCCCAACCUGUCAAUGAAAUUAUCGGUGGACCUGGCGUGAGUGGUGUAUUAAAUUCGAAGGUUGCUUGAAAAGUUUGCACGCUCGAUGAUAUUUUCCUCACAAAAAAAAAGAAAAAAAAAAUCGAAAACCCGUCACCCAUCACCCAUCACAAUCACAGUAAAUUUCAAACAAGUAGCAAGGGCUUGGUGAAUGACGGUGAGAUCAGUUGACAGUGAUUGAUUGAAUAUAACAGCCAGGCCCUGAACGAUGCCAGUGAAAUGAUCACUGGAAUAUUGAAAGAUAUAAUGGAUCGGUGGUGGAAUAAAUGUGCUGGUCCCAGUGUGCUAAAUGUUCAUUUACCAAAUGAAACCACAAAAACAUGAUGAAUAACGUGAGAGUGGGUCUAUAACACGACGAAUAUGAAUCCACAGCACUGUUUUGUUGAUUUGUCAAGUUUUGUUGAAAGUUAUAGUCGUUGUGGUCCGAUUAGUAUCGAAUAAAUCUAGAAUCAUGAAUCUCAUGUUCCGUAAAAACUUUGGGGCGGAAAAAACGAGUUCAGGUGAAACGAGAACAGGAAUCUGUGGGUCUUACGUGUCUAGUGGGGUGAGCAGUGGUACCGGUGCUAUAACGGGACAGGGAACCGCUCGUUUAGGGCUGAGACCAAGUCUUCCUGGUGUAGGUGGCAGGGGACCUGUAAGACGUAGCCGUGAAUUUGGUUAUUAUCCGAUGGAGGAUCAUCCGACCCAUGCAUACCGCACUCAUCUCUUCCUAUCACCACCUGCAGGUGUUGCUGUUGAGGAGACGUCUGAGAGAAUUGGACCUGUACCCAGGCGAAACUCUGGACCACAUGUCAUCAAGUGGGGUGGCAGCAAUACCAAUACUGCCAAUACUGCCAAUUUGACUAAUAACAAUGUUAAGAGGAAGAAUGGCAAUCAGAAAGAACCCUCCGAACCACCCACACCGACAGCUUCCAGACAGGUGUCAUUCAGUGGGAAUAGAACAGCGGGAAUCUACACACCACUCGUUGUAUCAGGAAGCAGUCCACCAAGGGGUGAACCAAUCUCCCUCGCCACUCUAGAUCGUGAUUGUUUUAUCAUUCCUCUAGCCUCCCUCGAACGUUUCCUCCCAGCCGGAGUCCCACACGCGCCUAUUGCGGAUAAAAAACGGGCAGGAAGUCCUCUUUCAGUACUCGAGGUGGAAGAUCCCAAGCAAUGUGUAUUGGCGCACUUCAUGACACCUUUGGAGCCUCUGGAUCCCAUCGUGGAAUCACCACUGGCUAGACCACUGGUUCUCCAGAGGGACACGGCUGCGGAGUUGAUCGCCGAGAUUGCACCCUCGGCCUCGCAGAGUAUUCUGCUGACUAAUAUGGAAAGGAAUGCGGAGUUCCCGUUCAUCACGUACUACUUGAUCAACAAACACAGUACGGAUCCUGCGGAUUUCUAUCAGGAGGUGCAAUGCGCUGCAUUGAGGAAGUUUGACCCCCGGGAUUUGCGGUAUGCAGCGAGUCACACUCUGGACCUCUUCAACGAGGUAGCGACGAUAGCCCGACCCCCUCUGGAGCCCCCAGGGGGUAGACCACCAAUUCCCUCCACUGGUUAUAUCGUAUCAAUCUUCAAAGUCUUCGAGGGCGACGACGGCCUCAAGUUCGAGCAGAAUUGGCUAUACUGGACAGGUGCUCGAAUGAUCUACCGGUACCUGCCGAAAUCCGUCGGUCUCAAGCGCAUAACUCUGCACAAAUCAAUGUCCCAGGGGGAUAAGAUGUAUCUUUUGAUCUGCGAGUGUUCGCAGCUGCAGGACAAUCUGUCUGCUGCAGCGAUUUUAUUGCCAGCAUUGCGUGCACGACUCUGUGGUUACACUGGCCUCUAUCGACCAUCAGUAUGCUUUUGACUCAGUAUCGAAGCAUUGACAGCUUCAUCAAUCCAAUCAAUUCUCCAUUAAUAAAAAUCUCGACAAUUGCACGUGGGAGAAAAUUCAUGAGAAAAUUUUCGGGCACUCUACAAGGAAUUUUUAUGUAAGAAUUCUGAGACUUUUGUGGAAAAAUCAAAAUUUAUUGACUUUUUUCUAUCGAAAGUCUAGCAAUCAUAGACUGAAUUCAAUGGAAUUUCUUGGAGAUAGCGCGAGAUUUUUGUGUGUAUUCUCCUGGUGCAAGUGAUGAAAUUCGAGACGAUGGAACCAGAAUAUUUUUAAAAUCUCUCUCGCUAACUAGCGCUGUUUUAUAUUUAUACUCGAAGUGGAAAAUUGUCCCUGACGAUUAUUUAAUUACGUCGCGUAAUUUUUAAUAAUGCUAUUUAAUAGGAAUAACAUAUCAUGUGUUUGAUGAGCUGUGAUACAAACGAAAACUCAUUGGAUAUCACGGAGGAAAGGCAUUGUUUAAGGUUUUUUAAAGGAGCCAUCGAUUAGAAUAAUCAGCAGUUGAGUGAUCGAGCGUAGAAAAUUGCGUAGAAUGAUUCUUCUGCCAGUUUGACAGCUUAUGUUCAAGGAGCGACGAGCGCUAUUAGAUUUGAUGCCGAAAAGUGAACUUUCAGUAAUUUAGAUAUUUUAUCAGUGAUUUCUAGGUGAGAAUUUCAAAAUCAGACUCGAGGUUUUUCAAUUUAUCCAUAAAUUAUGAUAGUUAUUCGAAAUUUCUAGUACAAAGGGAUGAGGAGUUUUUAAUAAUUAAGAUUCAAUCAAGCUUUUUGCGAAGAGAUGAUAGAUUAUUGCGCCGGCGCAAUAUCUCUGACUUUUCUUCGAUCAUGAAUGAAUAAAUUCAAUAGAAAAAAUUACACUUUCUAUAAAUAUUCUGUGAAAUUCUUGUUGGCACUCGAGGGAAAAUUUCAAAUUGAAAAAUCAAAAUCUGUCAUCGAAUUAUUUACAAUUCCAAUAAAAAAUCCAAUCGGAAUUUCUCGUUCCGAGUUUCAAUAAAAAUUCAAUGGAAUUUC